AGAGGAUGAUGUAGUUACUCGGCCUGAAAACAGAACAAAAAACCAUAACGUUGUUCGGUUUAAAACGUAAAUCGUGUGUACCGUAACAUCGAUUACAAUGGCCGGUAUAAGAACAGUAAACGGAAAAUUUUCGGGAAUCAACCCAGCCGUCAGUUGCUGUCGCCUGCGUCAGGUUCAGUCUCUGCUCUGUGAGGGAGGUGCUGCCACUCCUGAUGGUAUCUUGUGCUCUCUUGGAAUUGACAGCAGAUAUAAUGAAGGGUGUACUGAGCUGGCAAAAUACCUGUUCUAUGGACUGUAUGGACGGAAUCAGCUAAAUCUGGAACAUGUCCUUGAGGAAUUUCCAGAAGAAAUGUUGGAUGAUGUGAUCCUAUUGAUCAAGGCGGAGUGUGUUCAUCUGUACUGCAACCCGCUAAACUACAGUUACCUGUUGCCCUACGUGUCUCACUGGAGGAACCUGCAUCUCUACUGCAUGACAGAAGCAGAGUAUGAAGAUGAGGAAGCAGCAGAGGAAUUCAAAAUCUCCAGCUUUGUCACAAUGGUGCAGGACUGCUAUCGUAUCGGAGUACCUUACAGCUCCCAGGGACACAUCCAGAAGUUUGAUAUGUUUAUGGUGGAAAAAUGGCCCCUAAUUCAAGCAUUUGCCCUAGAAGGCAUCGGUGGAGGAAGCUUUUUUACCAUUAAAUAUAAGCUUAUGGAUAUGAGCGAGAAGCUCUGGCAGGUGUACGGCAGACUAGACCCAGUGUCCCUGGACAGUCUCCUCGCAGAGGACUUGGUAAACUUUGAGAAGCAGUGGAGUAGCUUUUUCUCCAGUAUGGACCUAGAGAGUCAUCUGUCCAUCCUUGAGCUGUCUGAAGCUCAGGCAGGAGAGGCAUUCCGUACUUACUACUCUCAUGGACUGAUCUCAAGCAACAUCACAGAUAAAAGUAAAAAUCAGCAGCCCUUUGUGUUGUUUGGGAAGCAUUCAUCCGCAGAGGAUCUGGAGCGCUAUUUGUUCAACUUUCCCUCAGAGAGUCAUCAGGUCCGCAACACAGGGCCUCAAGGUUCUACAGCCAAACACAUGAUUCUGCAGUGUGUUGCUCCCAAAGGACCUCUAUCCUGCUCUCGAACCUAUUUCUUUGGGACCACCCACGCUCCUUAUCUUGGAAAUCAAAACAAGGAGCAAAAUAAAACAGAAGUCUUACUUUUGUCACAGAUUUAUUCAGGUGUUGUUCAAGCAGUCCUUUCAGGAAUCAAAUGCUACUCCUGUACCUCAAGUGCUACCAAGGCUAAGGAUGUAGCAGAGAACACCUUCCUUGUGGCUUUGGACUCAAUGAAUUUAAGUCAGUACCGCGGUUUUCUCAGGUCCAAAUGUGAAUUCAGCAUUCAAGCAGUGAACAAGCAGGGGAGGAUAAUUCCUCUGACUGAUGAAAAAAGCCGUUAUAUAGUUAAAACAGCCUCCAUGACUGUCCAUGACAUCCCAGACCUGCAGCAGGACAGGGGGGACCUGGGCUCUGUGGUCUUCUCUGAAUCCUUCUUGGAGUCCAGCAUCAAUAUUCAGCAGAAAGAUGGCACUGUGUCAUCAGACAGCUGCUACACCAUCCUGACUACAACUGUGCCUCGAUAUGCCUGCUGGCUGAUGGAGUCUGAUGUAAAGCAAUCUGAGCAAGCCCAAAAUCUUACUAAGACAGAGGAAGGCACUUGUUUGGGAACUCCUCUGACUGUGGCCGAUGCUGCAUAUGCAUUCUCCAGCAGCCAGCUCUCCACGCCUGAAGAAGGAAAGAUCGUUUUCUUCUCUGAGGGCCUCCUGUUUGUCCAUUCUCAAUACGGGAGCAUUACUCUGUCCAAGGAUCACAUCAACACCAUUAAGUUCUAUGAUCCGGACUCCAGCGCUGUGGCUUCUCUCUUUGUGGAGUAUGACAGCAGCCUGCUUCCACACCUCCCGUUCCCUCUCCACAGCUCUGACCAUUGUCUGGUCUUUGCUCUUCAGCCCAGGUCUAAGAGUCACAGGGCCUUCUAUUCCAAGGUCUUAUCAGUGUGGCAAAACUCUGAAUCUGGAUUCACUCUACAGUUGCUGGACGAAGGGCAACUGACUUGGACCCAAAGAAGCAUGCACAACAGACUGCAGAAGCUGCACGACAGUCAGGAGCCACCAGUGGCCAAACGCAGAGGAAGCCUGAAGACUUCUUACUCCCAGCUGCCAGAGCAGGACAUGUUUCUUCAGCACUUUGCCCUGAGUAGCAUUAGUCAGGAGCCCAUUCUGUAUGACCACCUGGGAGUGCUCUUCCCCUCUACAGAGCUUCAGAACUCAGUCAGUGGCAAGGGAGACAAGGUUGUCAUUACCAUCAUCACCGGACUGCCAGGAAGCCAUAAGAAGAGACUCUGCAACUUCGUGGUCCAGCUGAACAAGGAACGUGGAAGGUGGGUGGUGUACGAGCCUGGUCCUGACAGCUGUGACAGCUUCUCAGCCUCUCACCUCCAGCAGUACUUGUCCAGCUUCCUGGAGAGCCAGAGAGGCCUCGGAGGCAAACCCCGUCUGUUGGUGCUCUCACCUGGAUACACAGAUGUUCUGGAUGUGGUUCAGGCUGUGCUUUUCCACCCCGAUCCAGUUGUCCAGUCGUGCUUCACCAUUGGUGCUGUCACAGCCUGUGUGGAUCCUCUUGCUUCCUGUUUGGAGCACAGGUUUUCCUUUCCUAAGCUGUUGGAGCAGUGCAGCCAAGGUAUUGUGAGUACAGUGGUGUUCACCGGGCUGACAGCAGAGCAGAAGCACCCUCUCAUGCAACAUGUUCAGCAGUUGGUACGCUCUGCCAACCCCACUGCAGCCUUCAUACAAGCAGAGAGAGGAGCUGUCACCAGGAAUGAAGAUGUGAAUCUGAUAUUGUCUGAGAGCAGCUUCACUGAUCCACAGAUGCUGAGAGCACGUUAUGUCCUCUACCCUGGAUGGUGCAAAGGGCGCUUCUCCUCUGGUUCUGGGUCUCUGGUCCUCACCCAGCAGCAUGUGGCUUUCAGCCGGCCCCUAGAGAGGCCUCUGUUUGUCACCCGCUGUAAAGCAUUCAAGUCAUCCCUAAGGCCAAGCCCCUUCCGAGGAAACGUGUACAAUGUUUGGGGAAAAGUCCGAUUUUCUGACUCAGAACAACUGAUGGAGGUGAGCUACAACACAGUGAGUGGGAGCCUGAGCCUUGUCCCUCUCACCCCGGGCCCCGAAGAGACCAACACGUCCUGCUUCGUGAUCUUUGAUGGUGUUGGGCUCACCGAGGAUGGACUGAAGGACUGGCUCAGACUGUGCACCAAGCAGAGGCAGACAAAGAAGCCUAAGAAGACUAAAAAUACUCUUUCACCACACGAAAUCAAGACUAUACACAUGACCAGGCACUUGGACCCACUGCCACCAGGCUAUUUCUACAACGGUUAUCAAUAUGUUGACAUCUUCGGAGAAAAAAGGAACUUCCAUCCCAACAUGGAAGAAUUUAUUAAAGAGUACAUCGCUGAGGCCAACAAAGAGAUCGAGCUUUUCAACCGUCACCUGGAGCUGCAGGGACAGCCAGACCUGUUUGACCCAUGAUAGGAUCUGUGUGUAUGUCCACUGCCUCCAUCUGUCUUAUUUAACUGUAAGGCAACUAAUGUGGGCGGGGGGUUGGGGUGGGGGAGGGGCUAGGAGCAGUCCACUUGUAUGGUCAGUGUGUGCUCACGCCACAUGCAUCUGCAGAAACUGUUGCUUCCAGAAAUCCAUUCAUGAUCUAUGUACUAUGUCACUUUGUUACCUAGUUUGGAGGCAUGAAAAGGAUGAGCUGAGGGCAGCUUUUGAACAAUGGCAUCACCCAUCAGAGGCCAGUUAUGUCAUGGCAUGGCUGUUUGCCGUACUUCCCUCCGCAGCACCACGAACUGUACAGUUAGCACUUUGGCACGUUAGGUAUCAUAUUCAUCAAAUGAAAGCAGCAAGUUGACGUGGUCACUUGUGUUAAUUCAAAUUAAGACAUGAUGCAACGUAAGAUUCCGUCUUUAAACCAGCAGGAUUGUGCCACUAAGCCUGCAAGCUAUGAGACGUUCACAAUCGAAGGGAAUUUCCAGCCGCUCGCUCCUACAGCUUGUGCGUUUCUGUUUAUCACAGUUGGCAAAUUAAAGCCUCUAUUUCUGGAGAGGCAUGGAUAGCCGUGUGAUUCUGGUGGGCUCCCUGGUGGGGUUUCUCAAGAAUCGCUCCUCCUCUGUUGUCACCCAAUCCAUGGCCCACCUGUUAGCUUGUCUGCGUGCCGUGCUGCAGCAGAGGGAGCGCUUGGCCAUAGAGCUGUAAACACUGGACAGCCUGUUGGCUGCAGACAACUGAUGAAUGAUGCCAUUAAUCAAAUAGCUGUAUACCACCUCAGUGCUUUAUUUUAAGACUCCUAAAGUGAAUCUAAAGAAAGUGCAAAAAAAAAAGCAGACUUCAGUCCCUGCAGCCAAGUGUUGUAGUUAUAGAACAGCUGAGGCCGUAAAGAGAAAACACUGAAUCACCGAGGUUACAUGUCCACCAGAAUCUUUUCCUUCAUUCACUGUUCCCUGUUUAUUAUUAUGCUGCUAGUUAACAGUGACAAACCAGGUAGGACACAUCACUCUUUUUGGUCAAAAUGUUUAUUUGUUGAUAGAUUUGUGUGAACAUUUUAUAUUUUGGGUCACAACAUUGGGGUAGGACAAAGGGAAAAUAAUCUGGGGAAACUUUGGUUAGGUUUGGGUAAACAUGAGUCGAGCCUUUAGUGAAAGGUAUAAGGCUUUGUAUCAGUGACGUGAUGUUGCAGCGAAUCAGACUUUAUGUUCUGUUUAAAUGAGUAGUUAUGCUACUGUUUGCUCUGCGAUUGUGUGUCAGACUAAUGUUCUAUGCAUGUCUUCCUCCUAUCAGGGUUCCUACACGGGUUUUGAAAGUCUGUAACUUUGUGGAGAAUGUCGGUAAUUUCUGAGGAAAACCUGUGUUAUUGCCAUUUGUACAGGGCAUAAGAUUUAGGUAAAUUAUAACCAAAUAACCAAACAAGCAUUUCAAAAUAAACGUGUGGUAAACACAGAAUUUGGAAGUUAGAAAUGUGUAGGAACCCUGUUACAGUCUCUGGAGAUUUGAUAGCUUUCAUUCAUUAUGGGGUCAGCAGUGUAACACAGACUAAUUAAUCUUUGGAUCAAGUGGUUCUAGCUUGAGUGAACUGAUACUGACAAAGGAAUAUUUAAAUGCUCAUAGAGGCAUGCACAUACCGCUGCUACUACAAUGGUACGAUAUAUUACAUGUGUCUUUGUGGACUGUACCAAAAAAUGCCUGUACUCAGUGAUGAGUACUGUGAGAUUUUCACCAUGUCAGAUAAGAAAGGAAGGGAGUUUCUGCUAAGAGCGUAUUUUAAGUCCAGAGUCUAAUUCAGGGGAAUUAUGGAGCAGAGGGGGAAAUGCUCACUAGCGAUGUGAACAAUUAUUCUCUGCUGUUGAUCCUUAUCCAAACAGAUAUUUUUAAAUCACUGGCGACCUCAGUGUAUUUUGGGUUACCAUUCACAACGCUGGGUAUGUCAUGUUUUAAAUGUCUGUCUGACAGCACUGUCAGCAGCCUGUAAAAUUGAAAUAAUCAAUAAUUUUGUUUUCAGCUGGCAGAUAAGUGGAGAGUGAUAACAUCGUUAGCAAAUUACUUUCCCCCAGAUGGCCUGUGUGUAUCUGUGCAGAUUCAAAUAAGCCUAAUCCUGAACUCCACCUCACACUGCUGGCCCCAUCCGUCCUCUCAGCAGAGUCUACUUAGAUCUGAACAAGCCAUACCAUCCUAAGCUAGAUGUGCCACUGUCGCAUGGCAUAGAAUAGCAUAGCAUAUAACAUAGCAAAGAAGUAUGCCUCUAACAUGUAUUACCCUGGCAUGUUCCAGAUAGCAGCAAAAGAGGGGUUCACACGGAGAGGAGAAGCUUACCCCAAGUUACUCAUUCCAUGAACUUCUCUCCUUCGGUCCUUCUCUUUCACCCUAUAAAAGAAGUGCAAUUGUACCUUGUGUUUUUAUAUAUUGUGCUUACAGCACCCUCAAAGAGCUCUUUAAGGACAAAGCCGAGCAAACAGAUGAGCUGCUAAAUUCUCGGCCUCUCACAGCUUGUAUUCUGUGGUCUGCUGGAUACUGGCUUUGAGUGCUUGUAUCUCAAAUAACACCAUAAAGGUUCUUAACAGCAAGUGAAGGGUUUGUUUCAAAACGAGAUGCUACUUGAAGAGAAAACAUUACCUCUGCUUACAAAUGACUGAUAGAAGAAAAUACAAACCGAUUACAUUGCUUGUUUUUAAGAGCAGGACAAUAUGUAACUUAAACCUUUUGCUGACAAAAAGAAUAACUCUUGUUUAAGCUGGAUCCUCUGUUUAGCGAUUCGGAGAUGCACUCUCUGAAGCCGUCUGUUUGGAGCAACAGUUGCUGUCAUUGUGUAGUUAUGUAAUACUGCAGGGGCUUACCUUGAGUGACAGUGAAAUAGCUGUGAGGCUGAUGUAUGGAAGACUGAAGGUGCCGCAGAUUGAAACCUGCUACACAUGAGCAGAGUAACUGAAAACAUUACUGGCCAAGUCCUUAAAGAGUUGAGGGCUACGUAAGAUGUUUGUGAUAUUUAAAUCAAAUUACCACUAACACUUGUACACACACACACACGUAUACACCACUACUACUACAAAUAUGUCUAUACUAUUUUGCAUGUGUUGAGAUGUCAUGUGAAUAUGAUAUCAUAUAUUCUGACAAAUUGCCUUUCACCAAACUGGUACAACAAAGAAAUGAUCGCAUUUAUUUUACAUAUCUGCUAAGAAUUUGAAUUACCUCGAAACAACAAAUAGUAUUUUUAUAAGACUGUGAAUUGAACAUUCUAGAUGCAAGCAAAACGUCUCUUCUCGCACAAGCUACAAAAGGCAAAAGCAGAUGCAAUUUUUUUGUAGAGAGAAAAAAAAAAGUCUUAGAGAAUCUGAUUGGUUGUGAGAUGUCAGGUUUCUCUGAUCCAGCAGUGCCUUGGCUACGGCUAAGAAAAAGCAGAGAUUAAAGCUGCAUUCAGAGCUCCAUCCUUCUCCCUGUCACAGGGGGAGGAGGUGUUGUCAGGCGAGGAUCCGUCCUUCAACAGUGUUGGUGAAAGGAAUCCAUGGAGUUGUUCUUUAAAGCGAUGUGUUUUUACUAAGCCAGAGGGUAAAGUAGAUUAGGUCACACAGGGGGAAGCCACUGGAGGGCUCAGGAUGAUUCAGGUAUUCUUGCAAACUAACCAAAAAGAUGUUGGAAUAUAGGCUGAGUAUCACAGUGAAACCAGUGUAGUUCUGAUACUUAAUUAUUUAUAUUCAGAGUGGUGCAUUUCUUAGUGGUUUAUUUUAGUUUAUUUUAUGAGUAACAGACCAAAUAGUUGAUUUAUUUAAUGAAAUGUACAUAGGCUCAAAGCAAAGCUGCACUUUGUCCAUGUUCCUUUAGAACCAAUAAUAUCUAAAAUAAUGGGAAGUGGAAAUGUUUCUCUGUGUUUUUAUGCUCAGUCCUAGUUGGGAUACAAAGCCCUCAUGUUUUGUAUCAGAGUACAGACAAGAAAAAUGAGGAUUGAGUUUGUGACUAAAGUUGGGUGACCUCUACCUAUUGCACAAUGGGGGGCCCAAAGAGCCCUCCACGAGCCUCUCAGUGUGACUUCUACACAGCUCUCUGGCAGACCGAGCACCCUGGUGUCUUCAUCCUGUAUGUCGAUGCUAGCAAUUUUGUAGCUGCAGUUAUAGGACAAAAACAAAGUUUGGUGUUAAUUGGUUUUAUGUAAAGAGGUGGAAACGUGGCGUUCUUAUACUGCACUGUGAUAACACAGUGUGAGGGGGUUUUGUUCCGUUUUUAGUUUUGAGACUGGCUCCAGUGUUCAAAGGGGCCAACAAUGUGGAAUGUAUGCGCUUCUUGAAGAAGUUGGUAUUUUUAUGGUAUUUUUGUGCUCAUUGGAGAAAAGGCGGCUUGGAAAUGGAUUUUUAACUGACCAAAUAUUUCCCAGCCCUCAGGGGACUGUUGAUGCUAAUUGUUUGGGCUGUUCUGUCCUGUCGAGGUUAAAAGGGAAUCACAGGCUCUUCACCCCGCAGUCCUCACAGACAGCGAGAGGAAGUUUCUCAGGUGUGCUUAUUAUUUCCAUACCUGAGAUUACAUAUUUGCCCUAUCAAACCCAAGUGUUAUAGAAGAAGAUGGGGGUGAAAUUGUGGUUAAUGUCUUCUGUCUGUAGCCACAUACUCGCUGGCCACACAGCCGUGUAUGAAAAAGGAUGUUGUUAUUCGUAUCAAGGAACACUAACGAUCGAAGUUGGGAGGUGUUUGAUGUCGUGAUGGCAGAAUUAGAUUGGGGGGGGGGGGGGGGGCACCGGGACCGUCCAAAGUAAAAGGAAAAAAAAAAACUUCUUAUGGUCUGUUGUGAUGAGAAGCAAAAGAAGAAAAAACAAACUUAACUUCAAAAGUGCCAAACUGACUUCCACAUGUUGUUUUGGGGACGUUCACAGAAGUGAGCAAAACUGAAUUGCAUUUGCACUAAACUACUGUAACUUCUGUUUUUUUCCUGUGACUGAUGCUUUUAUAAUCUAAUUGUUGUAUUUAUUGCACCUCGUAAUCCAUUAAAUAUUUAUAU
Toxotes jaculatrix (banded archerfish) is the source of this 8542-nucleotide messenger RNA. RefSeq names its product dynein axonemal assembly factor 9 (gene dnaaf9). The record is from RefSeq and is a predicted model, not a curated record. The coding region runs from base 98 to 3538 and encodes 1146 amino acids. NCBI's taxonomy places the organism in Eukaryota, Metazoa, Chordata, Actinopteri, Toxotidae. The transcript is spliced from 37 exons.